Messenger RNA from Eruca vesicaria subsp. sativa (arugula), 3101 nucleotides. NCBI's taxonomy places the organism in Eukaryota, Viridiplantae, Streptophyta, Magnoliopsida, Brassicales, Brassicaceae. The record is from the annotation of a GenBank genome assembly.
GUUAACACUAUAAAACUCAAAAUCGCUAUCUCCUUCAUCUUGUCGCUAUUAGGGUUCUUAUUAACAUAAAACACACAGUAACAUGGAAACUCUUGUGAAUUAGUUUGAGUAGAGCCUAAAAGUUUUGAUCUUUGUGUUACUUCUAACUAAGAACUGAUUGUAUAUAUUCGAGGUAGAAAGGUCUCAUCUUUAAGAGUUUUUCUUGUUGUUGUUCGGUAAUAAUGAUUCCUGAACUGGGAAGAAGGCCGAUGCUUAGAGGAAACGGAGAUUCCUCCUUUGGGGAUGAUUACGAGAAAGAGAUUGGAGCUUUGCUUAGCGAGCAGCAGCGACGGCAAGAGGAAGCUGAUGAGCUCGAGAAAGAGCUUAACUUGUACAGAAGCGGCUCUGCUCCGCCCACCGUGGACGGUUCCUUUAGCGCCGCCGGAGGGCUUUUCAGCGGCGGAGGUGGGGCUCCGUUUUUGGGAAAUGGGUUUGGCUGUGAGGAUGAGGAGUUUAGGAAAGAUCCAGCUUACUUGUCUUAUUACAAUGCUAAUAUGAAGUUGAAUCCGAGGUUGCCUCCUCCUUUGUUGUCUAGGGAGGAUUUGAGGGUUGCUCAGAGGGUUAAAGGGAGUAGCGCUGUGUUAGGUGGUAUUGGUGAUAGGAGGAAAGUGAAUGAUAGUCAUCAAUCUUUGUUCUCUAUGCCGCCUGGUUUUGAGCAGAUGAAGAAGCAAGAAUUUGAGCCUGAGAAAACUAAUGCUUCUUCUUCUGAGUGGGAUGCUAAUGGGCUUAUCGGUUUGGAUCUUGGAGGCAAGCAGAAGAGUUUUGCUGAUAUCUUUCAGGCUGACAUGGGGCUUGGGAAUCCCAUUGCACAGCAGCCCUCACGUCCUGCAAGUCGUAAUGAAAAAGGCGACUACGCAGAUAAUCCGUCUUCAUAUGCGUCACAAGGCAUAGGUGCACAACCACCGUUCAGCUAUGCAGCUGUUCUUGGUUCUUCAUUGUCUAGGAAUGGAACUCCAGAUCCGCAGGCCGUUGCUAGGGUGCCUAGUCCCUGCCUUACUCCCAUUGGAAGUGGAAGAGCUAGUGCAAAUGAUAAGAGGAACACAAGUAAUCAAAGCCCUUUCAAUGGGUCUGGUCUCAACGAGUCUUCUGAUCUCGCCUCUGCUCUGUCUGCUAUGAACCUGUCGGGCAGUGGUGGGUUAGAUGAACGUGGUCAGGCUGAGCAGGAUGUCGAAAAGGUCAGGAGCUAUAUGUUUGGUGGUCAUAACGAAGUUAAUCAACAGGGGUUCCCAAAUGACUCUAAUCAAGCUCAUAAGUCAACUGGUUCUCGGAGGAAUCCACAAUUGAGAGGGUCACAAGGAUCUGUCUAUAACAGGGGAGUUGGGCUACCUGGUCCUUACCAGCAUCAGUAUCUUGAUAGCCCAAACUUUGGCCUGAACAACUGUGCGUUAACUCCAGAUGUAGCUUCUAUGAUGGCUAGCCAGCUUGGGACUAGUAACCUUUCUCCAAUGUAUGAAGAUGUUUCCUCGGCAUCUGCUUUGGACUCCAGACUUUAUGGGAGAGGUUUUGCAUCUUCUGGUCAAAACCUCUCUGAAUCACGUAAUCUCAGCAGGAUCAGUAACCGAAUGAUGGCAGGAGGUGCUGGUCUUCAGUCACAUAUUGCAGACCCAAUGUAUCAUCAGUAUGCUGAUUCGCUUGAUCUUCUUAAUGAUCCUAGAAUGGAUAUGGGCUUUAUGGGUAAUUCAUACAUGAGUAUGCUUGAACUCCAAAGGGCUUAUCUGGGAGCUCAGAAAUCACAGUAUGGUGUCCCUUACAAAUCUGUGAGCCCUAAUAGCCAUAGCUAUUAUGGGAGUCCGACAUUUGGAUCUAAUAUGUCAUACCCUGGGAGCCCAUUGGCUCUUCAUGCUAUGCAAAAUCCUCUUGUGGCACCUCUUAGCCCUAUGAGAAGAGGUGAAGUUAAUAUGCGAUAUCCUUCUGCAGCAAGAAACUACUCGGGAGGCGUAAUGGAUUCUUGGCACUUGGGUGCUAGCUUGGAUGGAGGCUUUGGAUCCUCGUUACUUGAAGAGUUCAAAAGUAACAAAACAAGAGGAUUUGAACUUUCUGAGAUAGCUAGUCAUGUUGUGGAGUUCAGUGCGGAUCAAUAUGGGAGCCGGUUUAUCCAGCAGAAACUGGAGACAGCAACAACUGAUGAGAAAAACAUGGUUUAUGAGGAGAUCAUGCCACAAGCGCUUGCCCUGAUGACUGAUGUUUUUGGAAACUAUGUCAUUCAAAAGUUCUUUGAGCAUGGACUCCCGCCACAGAGGAGAGAAUUAGCAGAGAAGCUCUUUGACAAUGUUUUGGCUCUUAGCCUACAGAUGUAUGGUUGUCGUGUCAUCCAGAAGGCAAUUGAGGUGGUUGAUCUAGACCAGAAAAUUAAGAUGGUGAAAGAACUUGAUGGACAUGUCAUGCGAUGUGUACGUGAUCAGAAUGGGAACCAUGUGGUUCAGAAGUGCAUCGAAUGUGUCCCUGAAGAAAACAUUGAGUUUAUUAUUUCUACCUUCUUUAGUCAAAUUGUGACUCUCUCCACUCACCCAUAUGGGUGCCGUGUUGUUCAGAGGGUAUUGGAACACUGCCAUAACGCGGUUACACAGAGUAGGGUGAUGGAAGAAAUCUUGUCCAGUGUUAGUAUGUUGGCCCAAGACCAGUAUGGAAACUAUGUUAUCCAGCACGUACUGGAGCAUGGAAAACCUGAUGAGCGAACUGUGAUAAUCACAGAACUAGCAGGGAAGAUUGUUCAGAUGAGCCAGCAGAAGUUUGCAUCAAACGUUGUUGAGAAAUGUUUGACUUUUGGAUGUCUAGAGGAACGAGAGUUGCUUGUAAAUGAGAUGCUGGGCACAACUGAUGAAAAUGAGCCUCUUCAGGCGAUGAUGAAGGAUCAGUUUGCAAACUAUGUAGUGCAAAAGGUUCUGGAGACAUGUGAUGACCAACGUCGUGAGUUCAUACUUGCUCGUAUUAAAGUGCAUCUUAAUGCCUUGAAGAAAUACACUUACGGAAAGCAUAUCGUUGCCCGUGUUGAAAAACUCGUCGCUGCUGGAGAGAGGAGAAUGGGUUUGCAGCCGUCCAUAAAUCAGCCUCAGAUGGCUUGA